This is a messenger RNA of Hippocampus zosterae (dwarf seahorse), 1087 nucleotides long. RefSeq names its product calcium-binding protein 5-like. The coding region runs from base 163 to 672 and encodes 169 amino acids. The record is from RefSeq and is a predicted model, not a curated record. The transcript is spliced from 7 exons. Lineage: Eukaryota; Metazoa; Chordata; Actinopteri; Syngnathiformes; Syngnathidae. Gene Ontology annotation, molecular function: calcium ion binding.
UGCAGCUUCCCCACCGCUCAUCGUCAUCAUCAACAUCAUCACAGCAUCAAGCCGGAGUGGCGGACGUACCGAGAGUCAGCGAGAGUCUGAGAAGCCUGAGAAAGGGACAGAAAAAGACGAGUUUACAUAUGAUGUGAUUGGCUGAAAGCACAAGUCAAAGACAUGAGCUUGGGACAGGCUUGCAUUUUCUUGCGAGGCGGGAAAAAUAUCUCAAGGGAUCUGGCGGACGACGAGAUAGACGAGCUGCGCGAUGCGUUCAAUGAGUUUGACAAGGACAAGGACGGCCUGAUCAGCUGUAAGGACCUGGGCAACCUGAUGAGGACCAUGGGUUACAUGCCCACCGAGAUGGAGCUCAUCGAGCUGAGCCAAAACAUCAACAUGAACCUUGGCGGUCGAGUGGAUUUUGACGAUUUUGUGGAUCUGAUGGCACCCAAACUUCUGGCGGAAACGGCUGGCAUGAUCGGAGUGAAGGAGCUGAAAAACGCCUUCAAAGAGUUCGACGCAGACGGCGAUGGGGAGAUCACCACGGAAGAGCUGCGGCUAGCCAUGAUGAAGUUAAUGGGGGAGCACAUGAAUCGGCGAGAGAUCGACGCUAUCGUCAAAGAAGUCGAUGACAACGGCGAUGGCACAGUAGACUUUGAAGAGUUUGUCAGGAUGAUGUCGCAUCAAUGACAGCGGAGGCCAACCGACAACACACCUCUGCAAAUGCACAACAUUUGUCCGUUCCUGUUCAAUUUCGCUUGCCGUUUAUUUGGCGUGUAUUAAAAGAGCUAGAGUGAGCGUGCUGAUGGGAACUGUAGCACAACUUGUAAUCUAACCAAGAUUAAAUAUUUCAAAACAGCAAAGAUAUUACUUUUUACCAGCAGCUUUUGUCUUACAGCAUUUAACCUUAAUUCUUUUUUUUCUUUCUUCAUUUAAAAAAAUUUAAAUGUUGAAUUUGAAUUUUUCCGGAAAAAAAUAAUUUUCUGCAACCCUACCACAAAACAAGCAACUGGCAUAACAUCAAGCUUGUCGGUUGUGUAAUGAAACCGUACAAUGUUCUAUGGAUGUUCCAGAGAUGGGAUUUGGAAAAAAAAAAAAAAAACAA